AUGGCGAAUGAGCCAGGCAAGCCUCGCCUUGACCGCGCUGAUGAUAAGACGGCCUGCUUCGUACAUUCCCUGAUCGCAGGUGAAUGGGUUUGUCCCCCGAAGGACACACAGAUCGCGCCUGAUGCGCUGGACGACACAAUUGGUUUCGACGAUACCGCUGUAGAUACCGAUGGCGUUACCGUUACUGAUAUGGACGACUGGACGCCAAAGCAAUCCGAGACCAUCGUGGAGUCCCGGCAGUUGACGAAAAAGCAGUUGUCUGAUAUGGCAUGGAAUGUGCGAAAGCUGUCGAAAAAGCUGGAUAGCAUCAAACUCAAGCUUUCUGUCAAAAAUGUCUUUGUGGUGACUAAAGCGGGCGAUGAUAGCGUGAUUGCUUUUACGAGGAAGGUCACGCAAUGGUUAUUGUCCAAAGAUCGUGAUACGGAGUAUAAUGUCUAUGUGGAGAGGCGACUGGAGGCGGCUGCAGAUUUCGGCGCUCCUCAAUUAUUGCAGGAUGAACCUUCCGCAGCAGAUCGGCUCAAGUUCUGGGAUAAUAAGUUUGUCUACGAGAAUGCCUAUCUCUUUGACUUCGUCAUUACACUGGGUGGUGAUGGGACGGUUCUUUAUACGAGCUGGCUCUUCCAGCAAGUAGUACCGCCGGUCCUCUCUUUCUCACUGGGAUCGUUGGGAUUCCUAACCAAGUUCGAUUUUAAUGACUACCAGAAGACGCUCAGGUCCGCAUUUAAAGACGGCGUUGCCGUUAGCUUGAGGUUACGAUUUGAAUGCACAGUUAUGAGGAGUAAUAGGCGAGAGGAUGGGUCAUUAACGCAUUCGAAGAAACGAGAUCUGGUAGAAGAGCUGAUUGGCGAAGAAAUGGAAGGCACGUUAACACACAAGCCGGAAAAGGUCGUUCAAAUUCUGAAUGAUGUCGUCCUCGACCGGGGGCCGAAUCCCACAAUGUCCUCCCUUGAAUUGUUCGGCGACGAUGAACAUUUCACCACUCUGCUUGCAGACGGUGUCUGUAUUGCUACACCCACGGGCUCAACGGCUUACAACCUAGCCGCUGGAGGAUCUCUAUGCCACCCUGACAACCCUGUUAUCUUGGUCACAGCAAUCUGCGCACAUACACUAUCUUUCCGACCGAUCAUACUACCAGACACCAUCGUUCUAAGAAUGGGCGUGCCCUAUGAUGCACGCACCAGCUCGUGGGCAAGUUUCGAUGGUCGAGAAAGAGUUGAAUUGCACCCAGGUGACUACGUGACUGUUUCCGCCUCACGGUAUCCAUUCGCAAACGUGUUACCGCAAGACCGGCGCAACAAUGAUUGGGUCCACAGUAUCUCAAAGACAUUAAACUGGAAUUCAAGACAAAAGCAAAAAGCUCUCAAGUAA
Messenger RNA from Aspergillus bombycis, 1368 nucleotides. RefSeq names its product putative NAD+ kinase. Bases 1 to 1368 code for a protein of 455 amino acids. Gene Ontology annotation, biological process: NAD+ metabolic process; NADP+ biosynthetic process. Gene Ontology annotation, molecular function: NAD+ kinase activity. The transcript is spliced from 3 exons. NCBI's taxonomy places the organism in Eukaryota, Fungi, Ascomycota, Eurotiomycetes, Eurotiales, Aspergillaceae. The record is from RefSeq and is a predicted model, not a curated record.